AUGUCUACUAAACGUAGCGUAUACAAGAAGAAUAGCCCGAGUGACAAGCUUGCAGUAUACCUAUCAGCACGUGACAUAUUUGACGACCUUGAAAAUGUGGACCCGAUUGAAGGAGUUGUGACCACCGAUAUGGGGAGUUUGAGGGAAAGCAAGCUGUUUGCUCGAAUUCGGUGCACUUUCCGGUAUGGAGAGCAAUCGAUGGAUGAUGUAUUGUCGGGAGUGGCAUUCUUCAAGGAGUUUCUUAUCGAGACAGUCCAGCUUUAUCCUUCGGAAGACAAGAAGCCACCAGAGUUGAGUGACGUCCAAAAACGUUUGAUGGAACGAUUUGGAGAAAAUGCCAUACCGUUUCGGUUUACCCUACCCCAUGAUAUUCCUGCAUCUAUUACUAUCCAGUCAGAACCUAGCUCUGUCCCAGUGGAACAUCCUUGUGGAAUUGAAUACAUGCUCCAGGUUUUCAUUGGAAGAUCCGCCACGGGCAAUGUAAGCAAGAAGAAUUCCAUAUCGAUGGCCAUUCGGCGUUUAACUCUGGCAAUUCCAGAUCCAAACUCGUCUCCAUACACAAAAGAAAUCGUCAAAAACUUUCACUUCCACUCAGGCAUGCUCAAAGCCACUGUGACACUAACAAAAGAAGUUUUCUAUCACGGAGAGCCGAUUCAGAUCAUCCUAAACAUUGACAAUCUGUCGAGCAAUUCUGUGAGGCGGGUCAAGUUUCAGUUUCUUCAGUGUACGGAACUAACAAUGUUCAAACAACGGACAGAUAGAUUUGUUGUCCUUGAAAUGGAAAGCGACGAAGGAUUUCCAGUUCCACCGCAGUCCAAAGAAUGGCAACACAAAUAUUCCAUCCGUCCAUCAAUUCAGGAUGCUCGAGUGAAGGCUGGGCUUGCACUCGACGGAAAGUUAAAACACGAAGAUACCACCUUGGCAUCUUCAACACUGAUCAAGGACUUCCGCAAAAAGGAGGCCAUGGCUAUGGUUGUGCAGUAUGCAAUACGCGUCAAACUCUGCACAGGCUUCGGGGGUCGAGACGUGGAGGCAGAUAUACCGGUAAUCCUCACACACAAGCGAUCCACUCCGGAACUAGUGAAGGCGGAAGCGAUCACAGAUCUGAUUAUCAGCCGAUUCAAGCGUAACAAAGCCAGAAACAGGCGAGAAUCGGACGAUGUGUGA
Opisthorchis viverrini is the source of this 1167-nucleotide messenger RNA. RefSeq lists its product as hypothetical. Bases 1 to 1167 code for a protein of 388 amino acids. Gene Ontology annotation, molecular function: G protein-coupled receptor binding. Gene Ontology annotation, cellular component: cytoplasm. NCBI's taxonomy places the organism in Eukaryota, Metazoa, Platyhelminthes, Trematoda, Opisthorchiida, Opisthorchiidae. The transcript is spliced from 5 exons. Gene Ontology annotation, biological process: G protein-coupled receptor internalization; signal transduction. The record is from RefSeq and is a predicted model, not a curated record.